Molecule: messenger RNA, 1234 nt
Organism: Cinclus cinclus
Lineage: Eukaryota; Metazoa; Chordata; Aves; Passeriformes; Cinclidae
Product: killer cell lectin-like receptor subfamily G member 1
Exons: 7
Coding region: 242-994 (250 amino acids)
Source: RefSeq, a predicted model, not a curated record
GUCAAAGGGAUCAAACAAAGACCAGAUCCAGAUGCAACGUUGCACUUCCCAAACAUUGUCCCAUUGCUGCCUCUGGAUGUACCUGAAUUAUGAGAAGAAAUGCACAUUUUGUGGCUGAGGAAACACCAACCUACAGCACAAUAAUGAAAAGCAUGGACUCACGGGUGAGAUAGAGGAGAACAGACCUUCAGCACCUCUGCAAGGGCUCCCAGGGCAGCAACAUGCUACAGGUCAUGGCAAGAUGAUGAAAGGUUGGUCUCGUGCCUGUGCCAGUGGACUUGGUGUCAUUUUGGCACCUGCCUUCUGUCCAUGGUGGCACAGGCUCCUUUUCAUAGCCAGGAGGCUGGGGCAACUCAUCCUGCUGGUCCUGGUGGUGGUGCUGAGUGUGCGGGCUUCUCACCCCGGAUUACUGCUCCAAGUUUUUCAGGGCUCCCCACAGCCAGUGGUGACGAGUGUUCCACAGCUGGGCAGUGGGAUCCAGGGAGGGAACCAGGUGGAACAGUGCAUGUUUUCAUCCCUGGUGCGGUAUUUCUGCAAGCCUCAAGGGGACAGUCCCACAGCCUAUGCUGGCUGCAAGCUGUGUCCCCGGGACUGGCAGCUCCAUGGGGAAAGAUGCUACUGGCUUUCUGAGGAAUCAGGAAACUGGACUCAAGGCAUGAAAAGCUGUGAAAAUCAGGAUUCCCAGCUGGUGGUGCUCCAGGACAAGAAAGAAAAGGAGCACAUUAAGACUGUUACAGGCAAGAGCCCAUUACCAGUGUGGAUUGGAUUAAGGUCACAUCAGAAGGUGUGGAGAUGGGUGGACAACACACCUUUCAACCCCAAAAUGCUUGGUACCUCUCUGCGUGAGAUGGAUGAAGGGUGCGGGACACUGAGAGCCAAGGACUUCAAAGUUAAUAAAUGUGAUGCUGAACACAAGUGGGUUUGCAAAAAAAAACCUUUCCUGCUCUGCUCUGUGGCAGCAGAACAUGGAGAGAAAAGCGAUGCCUCCAUCUGACAAAUACCCACCCCAAAAUGUCCAUCCCAGAAGACACUUGCUGCCAAUAUUUGGGGUGAAAUAGCCCCAUCCUCACACUUUUGGCUUUGAAGGAGAUUUCAGGGCUUGCAAAUCCUCUUACCAUGAGGACCAAGACUAGUUUUGGGGGCACAGAUGAGACUGAGCCGGAGAAUCAGAAAGGCCUGUGCCUCAGGCACAGUGUUGAUGGAGGUGUGGCAUCAAUAAAAGCUUAUCAAACUG